Lotus japonicus is the source of this 1527-nucleotide messenger RNA. Its product is annotated as mitogen-activated protein kinase homolog MMK2-like. Gene Ontology annotation, cellular component: nucleus; cytoplasm. The transcript is spliced from 7 exons. Gene Ontology annotation, biological process: intracellular signal transduction; protein phosphorylation. The record is from RefSeq and is a predicted model, not a curated record. Lineage: Eukaryota; Viridiplantae; Streptophyta; Magnoliopsida; Fabales; Fabaceae. The coding region runs from base 127 to 1272 and encodes 381 amino acids. Gene Ontology annotation, molecular function: MAP kinase activity; ATP binding.
UUUGUCCUACAAACAUAAAUAUCUUUAUAUUUUUCUAGCUAUACUUUUGGUGGUUUUAAAACUUGCUAUAUAGUCAUUAUAUACCAAAGGUGAAGAAGACCUUCUAUUCAAGUUGGAACACCAAACAUGGCCACAAAAGAAUCAAGUUCUGCUGCCUCUGCUUCUGCUGCAGGGGAUGCUAAAAUUAAGAGGGUUCUCACCCAUGGUGGUAGAUAUGCACAGUACAAUGUGUAUGGAAACUUGUUCGAGGUGUCCUCGAAGUAUGUGCCUCCCAUUCGCCCCAUCGGUAGAGGGGCUUAUGGCUUUGUCUGUGCUGCUGUGAAUUCUGAUACACAUGAACAAGUUGCCAUCAAGAAGAUAGGUAACGCGUUUGACAAUAUCAUUGAUGCUAAGAGAACACUGAGAGAAAUCAAGCUCCUUCGUCACAUGGAUCAUGAAAAUAUCAUUGCCAUCAAGGAUAUCAUACGGCCCCCCAAAAAGGAGACCUUCAAUGAUGUAUACAUUGUUUAUGAAUUGAUGGACACUGAUCUGCAUCAUAUAAUUCAUUCUGACCAACCUCUUAGAGAGGAACAUUGUCAGUACUUCUUAUACCAGCUGCUACGGGGGCUGAAAUAUGUGCACUCAGCUAAUGUUUUGCACCGUGAUCUUAAGCCCAGUAACUUGCUGAUGAAUGCAAACUGUGACCUUAAAAUUGGAGACUUUGGUUUGGCAAGGACAACAUCUGAAACAGAUUUCAUGACAGAGUAUGUUGUCACACGUUGGUACAGAGCCCCGGAAUUGCUUCUUAGUUGUUCUGAGUACACCUCUGCAAUUGAUGUUUGGUCUGUUGGAUGCAUAUUUGGUGAAAUUUUGACCAGAGAACCCAUGUUUCCUGGGAAAGACUAUGUUCACCAAUUAAGGCUUAUAACUGAGUUAAUAGGGUCACCUGACGAUGCUAGCCUUGGAUUUCUCCGAAGCGAUAAUGCUAGAAGAUACUUUAGACAAUUCCAACAAUACCGGAAGCAAAAAUUCUCAGCUAGAUUCCCUAACAUGUUGCCUGAGGCAUUAGAUCUGUUAGAAAAGAUGCUUAUCUUUGAUCCAAACAAACGCAUCACAGUUGAAGAGGCACUUAGUCACCCAUACCUUUCAUCACUUCACAACAUCAAUAACGAGCCAGUUUGCCCAAGGCCAUUCAGUUUUGAUUUUGAUCAACCAACAUGCACUGAAGAGCAGGUCAAGGAGCUCAUCUGGAAGGAAUCAGUGAAGUUCAAUCCAGAUCCUUCGUGUCAGUAAUCCUUUCAUGUUUGUAUAAAUAUAACAACAUAAAACCUCUUUCCCUUUAAAUGUAUUGCAUGUUCAUCAUCAUUUAGAUGAUGUGCUAAGGACACAAGUUCGCUUCCUUGUUGUAAUCUAAUCCUAAACCAAUGAGGAUAUGGAAACACAUUUCUCCUGGAAAAUGGGUGAUCUUUAGAAAUCUUGCUGGAAUGCUGGACGUUACCAUUAUACACAUUUAUACGAAUAAUGAAAAAUAUGCUGUAUUGUGCUGAA